Molecule: messenger RNA, 1901 nt
Organism: Lingula anatina
Lineage: Eukaryota; Metazoa; Brachiopoda; Lingulata; Lingulida; Lingulidae
Source: RefSeq, a predicted model, not a curated record
UAAAUCAUGAUACGUUUAACAAGACCUUGGUUCCUGACCUACUGACAACAUUACCGAUCAGCGAUUUGGACGAUUUAUUAUCUACAGGUAUCUCAGCUGCCUACAUACGACACUGACGUUUUAGCAUUUUACGGCCGCAAUGUCACCUUAAGCACCGAGUAUCUUUGAUGGGAAGGGUUCACAUGACAAUUUAAACACGAGGGUAGUGAGUAUCUAGGGGACAUCCAUAGACCAUAUCCAGCUGACUAUUGAUAGGUCUAUACUAUGCCUGUCGACAUGACUGCCAAAUGGAACAGAUUUUCGGGUGCUAUGGGCUAUUUCCUGAACCUCCGGGGACUCAAUUAAUUAUGGUAAAAAUGAAAUGAAAUAAUGCUGAAGACAAAACGCCGUCCACUGCUUCCUGCGUCUUGGAUCUUUCACUGCCUGUUUUUAGCGUUAAUCUCGAGUUUCCCACCCAGUGGUUCUUCUAGCCUUGACAUCCGGGCUCAUCCCCUCCAUCCACGUGUUGGUGACCACGUGACACUGACGUGCACGUGGUCCAGUCCUCUGAUACCGAGGCGGGACCCAACAGUCGUCAAACCUACGCUUAGCUUGAUGUGGCUCUAUAAGAGAGGUUUCCCUGUAUUUGGGAGUAGAAGGAUUGGUACCGGAGCCCAACAUUCAAUGGCCAACAUACAAUUACACGAAGAAGGGGUUUACAUAUGUGCUGGUAUCAACGGCGAAAAGGAAGUCUCUCAAAUCUCGUAUAAUCUCGUAUUAAAUACAGAGGGGAAUGGUAGCAAAGAGGUGCUACGUCACGAGUUACGUGGUGACGUAUCAACCCAUCCUAUGACGUCAAACCUCAAUAGCCCUCUGUUGUCUCAUAUCAAACGUCGUGCGAUCAAUUACAAAAAUAUGUAUGUAUCUUUAUCAACAACAAUAUACCCAAAGGAGCCUUUCUCAAUAACCCCUCCGCCCAACAUUGACAGUUAUACGAGAUAUGACUCACCAGAGACCAGCGGAAAUCUUGAGAAUCUACGUGAAGUUAGUAUUUUAUCUGGCAAUCAAACCGGAGAUCAGGAAACGACGCCAGCGGGAGGUGAUCACAGUGACAAGGCUCUCUACCUGGGGAUAGGGUUUGCCUCCGUGGGCACUCUAGCCAUACUGGCUAUGAUUAUAGUUUUAAUAAAGUGCGACAGUUCCAAAAUCUAUAUAUGCGAUGCCUGCAAUAAAAAUCUCCCAGCUAUCGGCUGUUUAAAACCCCAACCCAAGAAACGCCGUAGCAUUCGUUACAACACCAGGCAGGUUUCGAUAGAUCCCUCGACGGUUAGUGAGCCGCAGCCGGUUGAAUUCUACCUAGAAACUAGGUCUCGUCAUGGCAGCAACGCCACAGAGGCAGCUCUCCUUUAUUACAGAAGACAGUCGUCUGACGUCACGUCUGUGACGUCACCGACUACAGCUGACGUCACGUGUCGCAAACAGGGAAAGGGACCGAUGCUUUCUCUACUUGAUGUUAAGGAAUGUGAGGAAAUAGUGUGAUUGUUACAUGUAUCUAUACAUAUUCAAUAUUCUCAUGUAAUUUUGGAUACGUAUGGCUACGCGCUGAUUUCAUUCUAGGCUAGCACUGAUGGUGGUAAAGUUUUUUUCUACGUCUCCACCUAUAAACUUUAAAUAAAAGCAACCAGUAGAGCUUUCGAAACGGGCAGGACUUAAGACCUCUUAGUUAUAAACGAAACAUUUUAGAAUAGUGAGGCGAUAUAUUAUUACUUGUUUCCAAGCUUUGUUUGGUCAUUCGUGAGCGUUCAUUUUUGCUUCCUGUAUAAUAUAAUAUAAUAUUAUUAAACACCGACUGCAGUGACGUAAAAUAAAGGGGUGAGAAACGCUGAACAAUAACGGGGUUAAUAUUUUGGACGAUAAUUUUA